Messenger RNA from Marmota flaviventris (yellow-bellied marmot), 1626 nucleotides. It is a transcript of the gene Mras, whose product is annotated as muscle RAS oncogene homolog. Gene Ontology annotation, cellular component: membrane. Gene Ontology annotation, biological process: signal transduction. The record is from RefSeq and is a predicted model, not a curated record. Lineage: Eukaryota; Metazoa; Chordata; Mammalia; Rodentia; Sciuridae. Gene Ontology annotation, molecular function: GTP binding; GTPase activity.
GUCGCGGGCUGCCGCGUAACGGUGUGCGAUUGAGAGAUCUGUCCGCCACCAAGACCCCAGAGGGGAGGGCCUGCUCGCGGCUCGGGGACCCUUCCACGGUCUGACCUCCCAGCAACAUGGCAACCAGCGCCGUCCCCAGUGACAACCUCCCUACGUACAAGCUGGUGGUGGUGGGGGACGGGGGCGUGGGCAAGAGUGCCCUCACCAUCCAGUUUUUUCAGAAGAUCUUUGUGCCUGACUACGACCCCACCAUUGAAGACUCUUACCUGAAACAUACAGAGAUUGACAAUCAAUGGGCCAUCUUGGACGUUCUGGACACAGCCGGACAGGAGGAGUUCAGUGCCAUGCGGGAGCAGUACAUGCGCACCGGGGACGGCUUCCUCAUCGUCUACUCCGUCACCGACAAGGCCAGCUUCGAGCACGUGGACCGCUUCCACCAGCUCAUCCUGCGUGUCAAGGACAGGGAGUCAUUUCCCAUGAUCCUCGUGGCCAACAAGGUCGAUUUGAUGCAUCUGAGGAAAAUCACCAGGGAGCAAGGAAAAGAAAUGGCGAACAAACACAAUAUUCCGUACAUAGAAACCAGUGCCAAGGACCCGCCUCUCAAUGUGGACAAAGCCUUCCAUGACCUCGUUAGAGUAAUUAGGCAACAGAUUCCAGAAAAGAGCCAGAAGAAGAAGAAGAAAACCAAAUGGCGGGGAGACCGGGCCACUGGCACCCAUAAACUGCAGUGCGUGAUCUUGUGACGGCCUGAGUCCCUGGGCACAGUGACAGCGAACUGCCAGCCCUCGGGACCCCUCCACUGCCUAACUGCACUGAAAACCAUUUCUAACCACAACCCUUGGCCUGAGGACUUGGCACAGAAAGGGAGAGAGGAAGGGUGAGCUGGGAGCAGACAGGGCCUGGCUUUGCCAGAGGGCACGAGCUGUCUCAGAUCUCCCGUGAGACCAGGAAGCCACCUGUGUACAGAGCAGCCUUUAGCCUCUCGCCGGUUGAUACACCCGGGUCCCCCCUUCUCUUGGUGGGUGUGUUGUUCCUUUUAGAUACCUAGUGUUGGUUUGAUGUGGGUGUGUUUAUCCAUGUGCAACGUUCCAAACAAGCCAUGAUCCAGCUUCCCCCCGCCCCCGCCGCCUGACUCCAAGCCACAGUGUCUGAGCUCAGAUGUCUUUUGUAGAUUUUUAAAUUAUUUUAGUGAUGAUUAUUUUAUUUAGCGGGGGGGGGGGGGGGGGGGGUCUGUGCCCACUGCCUGAUGGAAUCCCAGGUCUUCAGCAGACCUCACUGAUAACAUGGACAGGAUACUAUUGUUGUCUUCUUCAUUGAGUGCCAAACUCAACCCAGAAUGAGCAGAAUGGCCGAGAGGCCCGAAGUUAAUGGGAAUGGUAUGUAGCUGGGGGUGGGGGGUAGGGGUCCUCAGGCCAUGGGUCAUACCCUGGAGGGAAAGCAGCCCCAUUCAUUGCCUAGAAACCGAGGAGAAGAGAGAUGCAUUUACCCAGAGGGCUUUUGCUGAGGACGCAGAUAUCAGAAGACAAAAUUUAUCUCACCGAGAUGAGUGGCAGGUGCAAGCAUGUCGUUUCUAAAAGGAGAGUUUGUUAUUAUUGUCCUGAAAAUAUAUAAACUAAGGUGAGUGAG